AUGGCUUCUGAGGUUAUCGCAAGUGCGCCCGCCGUUGAUGUCAAGCGUAUGUCUGACUGGCAACCCGUGUCCAUAGCAACUACGGUGGAAAAUGAUGCUCGGAUCGAGACGAAGCCCGUUGAUAGCUCCACCGGGAAGGACGCUCAAUCGACAGAUAAACAAGCAGGCUCGGCCAAGGAAGCAGUCGUAGUAGAUGCGAACCCUGAGUCUAAGCCCAAUGACGCACAUAACCAUGCGCAGAACGAAACCGGAGGCUCCCAGCCUGGGGAAAAGCGAGCUUUGGACGAAGACCAGGCAACUUCCAUUUCAAAUGAAGUCGGCGUCAAGAAACAAAAGACCGAAGACAACAAGACGGCCUUGCCCGCAGACAACGCGGGACCAAGCACUAAUGGCCAGAAGAAGAGAGCUGGCAGACCGAAGAAGAAGGCUCAGAAAGCUGAAAAGAAGACUCCAGCCAGACUAACUGAGGGCAUUGGAAGCCGUACCCGCAGUCGAGCCAAGCAGGCAGAUUAA
Messenger RNA from Talaromyces proteolyticus, 513 nucleotides. RefSeq lists its product as uncharacterized. The transcript has 2 exons. Lineage: Eukaryota; Fungi; Ascomycota; Eurotiomycetes; Eurotiales; Trichocomaceae. The coding region runs from base 1 to 513 and encodes 170 amino acids. The record is from RefSeq and is a predicted model, not a curated record.